Molecule: messenger RNA, 3429 nt
Organism: Astyanax mexicanus (Mexican tetra)
Lineage: Eukaryota; Metazoa; Chordata; Actinopteri; Characiformes; Acestrorhamphidae
Gene: phox2a
Product: paired like homeobox 2A
Exons: 3
Coding region: 324-1190 (288 amino acids)
Biological process (GO): regulation of transcription by RNA polymerase II
Molecular function (GO): RNA polymerase II transcription regulatory region sequence-specific DNA binding; DNA-binding transcription factor activity, RNA polymerase II-specific
Source: RefSeq, a predicted model, not a curated record
AUGCAAAGAGACCGCCGCCUCGCCAUUGUCUCGCGCGCGCAGCCGAGUUUAUUAUAAGCGCGCGGCGCGAGCACAGCACAGCGGAUCUCGAGCUCGCAGGCGCGCAGACCUGAGUGACGGACGGACGGGUGCAGCGCACGGGACCAAGAGCCGGUGACUGUUUGUGUGGAUGUGCCGCGCGCAACCAGCAGGAGGAGGUGCAGGAGGAGACCCCACGCAGGAGAUAGAGCGCGCGCGCAACAAGGUCCCGGCACAGAGGCGCGAGCCACAUAAGAGUCGCGCGGAGUCUCGAGAAGCAACAUCCGCGCGCAGACGCAGCGAUCAUGGAUUACCCGUACCUGAACACCUACGACUCGUGCAUGGCCGCCAUGGAGGCCUCGGCCUACGCGGACUUUAGCUCGUGCAGUCAGGCCAACACCUUCCAGUACAACCCGAUCCGGAGCAGCUUCGGUGCCGCCCCGGGCUGCGCGACCCUCGGCACGGCCAGCUGCGCGCUCGGGGCGCUGAGGGAGCACCAGCCCGCGCCCUACAGCGCAGUGCCCUACAAGUUCUUUUCGGAUCCCUCCGGACUCAAUGAGAAACGGAAGCAGCGGCGGAUCCGGACCACAUUCACCAGCUCGCAGCUGAAGGAGCUCGAGCGCGUAUUCGCUGAAACCCACUAUCCGGAUAUCUACACCCGCGAGGAGCUCGCGCUAAAGAUUGAUCUGACAGAGGCGCGAGUGCAGGUGUGGUUCCAGAACAGGCGUGCCAAGUUCCGUAAGCAGGAGCGUGCCGCCAACUCCAAAGGUGGAAACUCUGGCAGUGGUGGGAACACCAAGAAGACAGGUGAAGCUCGCUCUUCUUCAGAAGACGACGAGUCCAAAGAGUCCACCUGUAGCCCAACACCGGACAGCACGGCCUCCCUGCCCAGCUCGGGCAACAUGGGCAGUCCAGGGGCAGGAAGCCUCAGCCCCAGCCCGGUUUCGGUGUCCUCGGCCGGCUUCGCCAGCACUUCCACCUCACCGUCCGUCCACCAGGGGUUGAAGUCUCCCAGCUGGCCCGGGACAGGAGGCCUAACCUCGAGUGGCCCUCAGGGGUCUGAGCUGCUGAAGACGUGGCAGCCUGCGGACAGUAUGGCUGCCGGCCCCUUUGCAGGGGUGCUCUCGUCCUUCCACAGAAAGCCAGGCGCUCUGAAGACCAACCUGUUUUAGACGUUGGCUUCUCUUCUCUAAACGUGUGGUUCCUCUUACUGUUUCUUGCUGCCUUGCUCUCUCUUUAUUUUCACUUAGAGCUGGACUCCCUUCUAAUUUAUUGUCAUACUGGACUGGCGCUUACACUGACUGUUUGUGUAUGUAUGAAUGUGUGUGUGUGUGUGUUCCCAUUUCGUAGUUGUAAAGCUUCCAUCUAUCCAUCCAUCUCCCAAAGUCGUUGCAUACAUCCUUGGACCUGCUUUCCCUUCUAUUACUCCAUUAGACACAAUUGCAUCAGCAUCUGCAGAAAAGUGCUAAAGAAAAUACAGAUUUUUUGGUCUAAUUUUACUUCUUUUUUUUUAAUUCUCAAGUCACAUAGGCUAUUGGAUAUUGGCAUCAGCCAAGAAUUUCAAAUUCCCAUAUUGGUGCAUAACUAGUGUCUCAUAAGGCUGCACACCUAAAAUACACAGUUUUGUACAUUAUAUUUUUCCAGUAACUCACUCAUAAGUCCCACUAAUUUCUUAACAUCUACAAUGAGACAGUAACUUUUUCAGAGUUAAAUGCAGAACUAAUACCCACAGUGUUGAGUAAACUCCUGCAUUCGAACUGACUGAUGAAUACCUCAAGCUUUAAACAAACAUCUAGAGUGUUAAAUUAAAUUGAACAAACGCUUACAGAAUGGAAUGACUGCAUCUAGUCUUGAACAUCUACAGUGCUGGCCUAACAAAGCACUAUGUAAAGAACAUCUAAAGCACUGAAUUAACACAUUUAGUCUUAAAAAAUGCAUCUGCAAACAGUUCUUUUAAACCCUGCUGCUACCGGAGAGCUACCUUUCAAUUUCUACAAAGCUGAAUUAUCUCAUAUUCUUCAACAUCUACAUUAAUGAAUUCACAUGUAAAUUACUAAAUUAACACCUAAAACAAUGUAGGACUAUUGAAUGACCAAUUAUUGUCUUGAUCUCAUUCCUACUACAUCUACAGUGUUAACACAACUAGAAAGAACACCCACAGCGCUGAAUUAACACUUCUAGAUUAGGAUAAACAUCUAUAGCACUGACUGUGAGGUCAAUUAAUAAGUACUGUUUUUCGUUCUAACAACAAUAGAGUUAAGUGGAGGUCAGCUGUACUCAAGUGACCUGAACACUUUAACAGUUAAUUCAACAGCGGAACGGUGUGGUGCAGUUCAUUAAAAAAAAGAUUAUAAGCAGCUUUACAGUAUGGCCUCAGCUUCUUGUUGUCACUCAAGACUCAUUUAUAAAAUGACUGGGAUAAAACAUAAAAUAAACAAAGUUACACAUUUCUACUUAAUUAAAGAACAAUUGUAUUAAUAUAGAAAUUCAUAUAUAAAUAUCAAUUCAUGAUAUUUACUACCACUUCUCCUUCUUUCCAAAACGAGAUCCCCUUUUCAGCUAUCAGUGUUUAUCUACAUACAUCCCACAGUUUUAGGCCAAAAAGUGCAGAAUUUCUAAAAGGACAGUUUGCAGAAAGGAUUGGCGAUUGUUAACAGCAAGCACAACUUCCCUUUUUCACACAAAGCCUUCCUGGGAAAGAAAGAAACAAAGAAAGACAGAAAGACUGGAAUCCAAUUAGCACAGCAAGCAGGGAAGUUAAGGUUGGCACUGAAGGAGCAGCAAAGCAAAAAUACUUUAGCAUCGUGGUUAAUUGUAAACAGACGAUAUUAGCAUGCUGCUGUUUAGCAUAAUGCUAAUAGGCGGUCAAUCAAUUUCAUUUGACAUUAGAAUCACUAACAUUUCAUUUCAUUGGACUGAACUGCUGUGAAAAUCCCAACUAAUGCUACUUUCCACUUUACCACGUUUUACCGUAUCUUCAGUAAAUUGUUUCGUUUGGAAAAUCUAAAGUUUUAAUGACCUUUCUGAGGCUGUAAAUUACCUGUUUUCCCUUUUUUAGUUCCUUUCCUCAUGUGUAACCCCUCCAUGAAUGCGUGAAUGUGUAAGCAGAGUAAAACCAUUAGCAUUAAUUUAUUUAAAGGAAAAAAAGGGAGAAAGUUUUUGUUUUCUGUUUUUCAGUCAGGCUGAAAUAUUGGAACAUGAAACUAUUUUGUAUAUAGUAAUAUAAAUACUGCGUAGUUUCUGACUUUUAUUAUGGUAACGUGGCGCUAAGGUGUACUUAAUUGAAAUAAAUUGCGGCCGUUAAGUCUGAGCUUACGACGUUAGGAUGUGUUUUCUUUUUUCGGUCGUAGGCCUAACAUUCAUUAAUGGCACUGUGUAAUACUGUACAAAAUAAACUACAUUUAAAGCGCU